CUUCCUGUGCUGCAUCUCUGCUUUCUGAGAGGGGUGUUUAAAUACAGGCUGGAGACGCAGCCUUUCCAGUGUGCUCUGCUGGGCUGUGACAGCAGCAGCGGGGCUGCUUGAGCGGCGCUUUUUCUUUUUUGCACUAAUUCCCCUUCAAAAAGGAACUUCUCGGGGAGAAGGCUCUGAGACUGCAUGUCCCAACAGUACCCGCUGAAGGAGGUGAAGGGAGACGCGGUUUGCUUCGUACCUGGCUCUCCUCUCUUCUCCGUCCUAAUGGAGCCAGCUUCUUUUUGCUAUCCCCGGCUCACCUUUCUCCGCUCACCCUAUGGCCAGUUUGGGGCAAGCGCUGGCUCUUCGCAGGAUUUGGCCCCAUGGCCGCAACGUUUGGUGACACAGAGAUGGACCGGGCCGGUGGACGAGUCUCCACCAGCAGCAAUGUCAAGAAAUGGAUACUUCUUUGAAGAGAGUGGGUACCUCAAGUGCGACACGGACGAUGGCUGCGAGACCAAGGAGGAGACAGGGGGCGAGGAGCUCUUCGACGCGGUGAAUUCCUCCAUUGUCUCGGGGGACAGCAUCCGCUUCUUUGUCAAUGUCAACCUGGAGGUGCCGCCGAAUGCUACUGCUGAAAAUGAAAGUGCUGGCUGCGUGUUACUGCACACAUCAAGGAAGUACCUGAAGUUAAAGAAUUUUGAGGAGGAAGUCAGAGCCCACAGAGACCUGGAUGGGUUCUUGGCCAGAGCCAGCAUCAUCCUUGAUGAAACGGCCACCUCCUUGGACGAUGUUCUUCGAGAGAUGCUGAAACAUUUUGCCGAAGAUCCUGAGAACAUGGAGCCAAGCUGCAACUUUGAAAAAAUCAUGAGCACUUUAUUCACGGAUUCAGGGACCCCACGAGAAGGGAACGGCACCCAUGAUGUUUCAGAGUCAACAGGAAUGAAUAUACAAACAUGUACAUCGCACCUCAAAUUUCACCUCUUAUCCGAUACAAUUCAAGGGGUCACAGCGACAGUCACGGGGGUGCAGUAUCAGCAGUCCUGGCUCUGUAUCAUUUGCACUAUAAAGUCCCUUCAGCGACGUCACGUUUGCAUCAGCCGCCUGGAGAGGCCUCAGAAUUGGGGUGAAAACUCCUGUGAAGUAAGAUUUGUGAUAUUAGUCCUGGCUCCUCCUAAAAUGAAAAGUACCAAAACAGCCACAGAAGUGGGCAGGACGUUUGCCACAAUGUUUUCGGACAUAACCUUUCGGCAGAAACUCCUAGAAACCAAAACUGAAGAGGAGUUCAAGGAAGCCUUAGUCCACCAACGCCACUUGUUGACGGUGGUGAAUCAGAGACCCUCGGCGAUGAGCGAUGGGCACAAGUCGCAUGGUCCUAAGCCACUCAAGUUGCAUGAGUUUCUCAGUGUUGGCAAGGGGAUUUCUGAUGACAUUGCACGAAGAUUUCCAGUGUACGCUUUGGACUUCACUGACGGUGUUAUUGGAAACAACAAAGCUAUAGGAAAAUACAUCACAACUAUGAUCUUUCUGUAUUUUGCGUGCCUCCUUCCCUCCAUUGCAUUUGGGUCACUCAAUGAUGAAAAUACUCGAGGAGCUAUUGAUGUGCAGAAGACAAUUGUUGGCCAGUGUAUUGGAGGGCUGCUUUACGCGCUCUUUUCGGGGCAACCUCUAGUUGUGCUCCUAACUACGGCUCCUUUAGCACUCUACAUUAAUGUCAUCCGAGGAAUCUGUGAUGACUACAACUUGGAUUUCAGUGCUUUUUAUGCCUGGAUUGGACUGUGGAACAGCUUUUUCCUUGUGAUGUACUCCCUCUUUAAUUUCAGUCUUCUGAUGAAGCUCUUUAAAAGAUCAACAGAAGAAAUAAUUGCACUUUUUAUAUCCAUCACGUUUGUGCUUGAUGCCUUCAAAGGCAUUAUUAAAGUUUUUAAGAAAUAUUACUACCAUGGGCGCACAGGAGACAGUUACUUGGAAAAAGCACGAACUGAUGCUAUUCCAAGCCUCGGCAUCAAUACCACCUUCUUGAUGAAUUCAUCAGUGAGCAGAUCCAUGUCCCUAGAGAAUCAAACAGGCACGCAUGAUGUGCAUUAUGGACGUGAAACUGCUGUCCUUAGUCUCAUGUUGAUGUUGGGUACCCUUUGGCUUGGUCAUACGCUCUAUCAGUUUAAGAAAAGCCCAUAUUUACAUGCGAGAGUACGUGAAAUUCUGUCCGACUGUGCCUUACCAAUUUCAGUUCUGACUUUCUCUGUUGUGGGUUCCUAUAUCUUCAAGGAAAUCGAAAUGUCUAAAUUUAACUACAACCCAUCUGAGAGCUUGUUUGUGCUGGCCCCAGUCCAGUCUCUCUCCAUCGGGUCAGUGAUGAGUGCCAUGGGGCUGGGGUUCCUCCUGUCAAUGCUGUUCUUCAUAGAGCAGAACAUCGUAGCAUCGCUCACAAAUGCCCCGGAGAACAGGUUGGUGAAGGGAACAGCCUAUCACUGGGACCUCCUCCUCGUGGCACUGAUUAACACAGGGCUGUCAGUCUUUGGCCUCCCGUGGAUCCAUGCUGCCUUCCCUCACUCCCCUAUGCAUGUCCGCGCCCUGGCCUACGUGGAGGAGAGGGUUGAAAAUGGACACAUCUACGAGACGAUUGUGAGUGUGAAGGAGACCCGGCUGACAAGCCUAGUGGCAAACUUCUUGGUUGGCCUUUCGCUCCUGCUCCUCCCUUUCCCUCUCCAGUGGAUCCCAAAGCCGGUCCUCUAUGGCCUCUUCCUCUACAUUGCAUUGACCUCCAUUGAUGGGAACCAGCUCUUUGAAAGGGUGGCUCUCCUGCUCAAAGAACAGACCGCUUAUCCUCCAACACAUUACAUCCGCAGAGUGCCCCAGAGGAAGAUCCACUAUUUCACAGGCUUGCAGGUCCUGCAGCUCCUCAUCCUCUGUGGUUUUGGCAUGUCACCGUUGCCCUACAUGAAGAUGAUCUUCCCGCUCAUCAUGAUAGGGAUGAUCCCAAUCAGGUAUAACCUGCUCCCGAGGAUCAUCGAAGCCAAGUACUUGGAUGCUAUGGAUGCAGAGCAUUAAACGGGGUCCUCCACACACAGAACAGUGAGGACAGCUCUUUUGGAGUUGAAAGGCAGCUUUGCUGAGGCAUAGAACAAUCUAUCUGCAGUUCUUUCUUUCACCACUUUCUUUCUGCUCUAAUAUGGCAUUGGUAAUGCACACAUAUCAAAGACCAAUUGAGCGUUGAAGUGUCAGACCAAAACAGCCUUGGACUUGGGAGGCCGAUGCACUUUGGAGCUGUGAGGCAAGCAAGCUUUAUGGAAAUGCUACUUUCCACAUCCCACAACUGGAAACCCCAAAGAUCAGCAUGUCUGUACUGGUUGGAGCAUGUGUUCUCAGAGUUGUCAUGUGUUCCCUCGUCUGAUGGGUGGGGGGAGUCGCUUUUUUAUGCACCAUGUCCCUUUCUUCCAAAACACUAUAAGGACAGCAACUGACCCUUCUUUUAGAGAAUGACAGUCCUGUUCUGGCCUUUGAAUUCAAUUUCCUGUGCAUCCAGUAUUCACAAAUUGGUAUUCUGGGUGGAUUGGCCUCAUGCUAAACCACUGAUGUCAGGAGAGAUGUCUGGCCAUCUCUUCAGAUUAGCAGAGUUAGAAACAGAUAUAAUUUGUACUGAUACAAUCCACAGCUUUGAAUGAAUAUUUAAUUCCUACAAAUGAGCUGGAAAUGUUCAGAGGUUGGGCUCGCAUGGUGAUGUUGAUGAAACCACAUCUGGGUCUGAGCUAUUUGGGAAUUGUUUUGGAUCUUUCUGGUAUUACUUCUCGGUAAUCAAACACAGAAGUGUAGUUUUGCACAACUGCUACAUUCUUGCUUGCACCCAGAGUCAGAUGCUGAAACUUGUCAAAGGGCAGUUGUGUUAACGAUUGCAUAUACAUAUGUACAGUAGUGCCUAUGUGUACAUAUAUACAUAUGGAUUUGUGUAUAUAUAUUUUGCAUAGAUAUACAAAUAGGCCUGAUUCUUUCAAAAUAUCAAAGUGUUUUGUGCAGUCAGUGCUACCCGUGAUGUCUUGGCCAUAUACUUGUUCUCUGCUUCAAUGCUGCUUUUUCUCAUUUGAGAUAUGGUCACUUUUUUCCUUUUGAAGCUGCUCAGUUAUUGGUUUUGUUCAUGUGUUGCUUUAUUCAAGGUGUUCCUUUGCUUUCUUCUUCCCAUGGCUUGAGACGUUCAUCAUUCUGUCUUGAUGCUCCAACAUGUGAAUUUUGCAUUUAAUUUUAAUGUACAGCAUGCAAUGAAAGUUUUCCUCUUUUGCCUAAUCAAUAUUUGUUGGUCAUUUCAUUGUUUCUGUUUUGUAGCUAAUCUCCAGUUUUCCCCACUCCCAGACAUUAUAUUAUAUUUCUGGAUGAAUUUAACUUCUGCUGUCUUUUAUAUUUCAGUUUAUUUAAUUUUGCUUGUACUAUGGUCAGUUUUCUUAUUUGGAGUACUGUGAAACAAGCUGCCCUUUAGUUCAGUGCUUGCCCUUUGCUGCACACUACAGAUCACAGGUAAAGUGUUAAGAAAAAUGUGGACCUCUGAAGAUAAUGAAGUUUCAAAACAGUAGAAAUGAGGGAAGAAGAGUAAUAUAAAAUAAAAUGCAAAUACAUUAUUAGUAAAGAGAAGUGUUUCUUACCAAUUACUUGCCCAGUAAAUGGUGCAGCGUUUUUAUCAGCACAUGCCCUACUGAUUGGGUGUUCCUCUGCAUGAUGAGCAAGACCAACUCUAAUGAGGGAAGAAGGCAUUGGGUAGGUAGUUUCUAUUGCUGAAACUAAGCCAGACUCAAGCCACUGAUGAGUUGGUGUAUUUGCACUAAAUAUCAGGUGGUAUUUCAUCUUAAUGUAGCUGCCUAUGGCUUUAAAACAUGUAUGGAAAACUAAAUUUUUAUUUUCUUAUGGGACCCUUCAUCUUUGCAUUGAUGUUUGAUGGAGGAGAGCAGUUAGAGUGUUCCCAAGAAGGUGGCCAUGGUUUAUAUAUCCCCGAGCAAUCACAGGGGAGAAAGCCCUCAGCUUAGCAAGCAAAACAACAUCACGUGAUCUUGAAAGUAUGACCUUCAUGUUGCACCAACCAACUCUUGUGGGACUGCUGAGAAGUCUCAGGGUCAGGAUGACCACCCUGGUACAUCCAAGCAGGUAAUGCCAAGCAUUUAGCUUUCAGUCAGUCUUGGAGGCAGCACAGGUAACUUACGCCAGGUCUGAUAAGUGGUGUGACAGCAGGUAUAAAUCCAUGCGUGGUUUCUGACCACCUUCGUCAAUAUUUCCUGGCUUUUGAGUCAUUUCUGUGGUGAGAUAGCUAAUAGCUGUUACUAGGGUCUACAAGUAGAAAUGGGGGGCAAACAGUCAGCGAACAGGAUUUUGGGGCAGUGCAAAGGCGGAGCUGGUAAAAGUAUGUCUGAUCUUCAGUCAACAGAAAAAGAGCAGGUGACAGCAAACAGUUCAGUACCUGUUGUAAGACAGGGAGUGUAGAGGCCUGGUGAUGCUUAAUUAACAUGCUUUUCCCACAAAUGUCAAAAGAUUUGACCAAAGGUAGAAUGAAAAACAUCAUCCUGUGGUUGAGUAAGCUAUUAAAUGCACGUGUCCUGGGGUUGCGUUUCUGGUGUCUCAGCUCUUGGCAGGAAGAAGCUACCCUGUGGGCUGGUUUAAAUCAUAUUGUGGAUGCUGUGGCUGGAGGAAGGGAGAGGAUGUGCAGAAGGGGAUGCCGGCUCUGGUCCUCUUUGAGGAAGAGCAGAGGCCCUGGGUGAAAUUUCCUCCAGCACAGAGCGUGGUGGGGUGAACUGGCACGCAGGUCUUGCCAGAGGAAAUAGUUUUGAGAUGUACCCUCCAUCCUCCCACUUAGGACCAAAAAUGUCCCCGUUUUAAAGCCUCUUUGAAAGCAUUGAUUUCAGAUAGUGUCAAAUGUUGCUAACUGAGAUCACUUAAAAUCCAGGUAGCUUGGGGAGGGGGGAGGAGUUAAAUAUCCACCACAACUCUUGUUUAUAUCUUUUAUUGCUGUUGCUUUACCAGUAUGACUUCAGGGUUCAUAUUUUCUUUGUAGCAUCAAUAGGAUUCUAUUCCGCAGGUUUUUCUUUUGACAAAGUCAGGGGCCAAAGAAUCAACUGAUGGGAAAUCAGCACAAAUUGGGAAAAGAAACUGUGCUGGCUUAGACUGGUUGGACGUUUGGACCCAUGUCUCAAUAUAUGGGUAGAAGGGAGAUGUGAGACUCAAGGCUUCUUGGCUCCUAUGGGGUUGUAAUGAUCCCACAGAGGAUUUUUUUUUCAUACAAGUACCUUUUCUCUUCUUGUUUGCUUCUGGUUUUGCUGACUUAAGUGCAGACGUUUCCAGGAAGUAGGCUAACUAGGGAAGGAGAGUUUGUUCAGAGUUGAUUGAGCACUUUAAUACUUCUGUGAAGGUUAAGACAAUUAGAAUGUAAAAGAAGUUUUAUUAUAAGCUUUUUAUAUACGCACAAUGCUAUGUAUAACUGUUGCCAAAGAACUGAGUUUGAAGGGUGUUGAUAGCUAUUAAGAGUCCAUGAUGUUCACCUGGAACUGCAAGGUAGUAAAAGCUUCUGAAAAUGAGUGGAUUUUGGAAGUUACCUUUUGACAGCUGCCAAAGUGAUCAGAAACUGGGGAUAGAAUAAACUUCUACUCUCAAACCUGUAGUUUUUGAUCCUUGCAUUGAAUGUAAGAGUUAGAAGUUAGCUUGACAAUUAAAAUCGGAGUUAUACC
Molecule: messenger RNA, 6677 nt
Organism: Grus americana (Whooping crane)
Lineage: Eukaryota; Metazoa; Chordata; Aves; Gruiformes; Gruidae
Gene: SLC4A11
Product: solute carrier family 4 member 11
Exons: 21
Coding region: 184-3030 (948 amino acids)
Biological process (GO): transmembrane transport; monoatomic ion homeostasis; monoatomic anion transport
Cellular component (GO): basolateral plasma membrane; plasma membrane
Molecular function (GO): solute:inorganic anion antiporter activity
Source: RefSeq, a predicted model, not a curated record